CCACACAGAACUCGGGCGCGCGGCCGUCAAUGGCACUGAGUAGUGCACGUCAUCUAUCUCUAUCAUGUAGCUAGAAACGCUAGUACGACUCGAAAUUCUUCACCGAUUCGGCCUUUACGACCAACAUUGAGGUCGCACUCAGCUUCCUCCAGCCAAGGUGAAACAAUUUGUCAAAGAUGUUUGCUAAAGCUCGCGAGCCCAACCGAGAGCCGCUGAGGGCAGAACUAACCGUGUAAAUUGAACCGCAUUAGCUAGCUAGCUGGGUUUACCUUUAUCUACGCUAAUCGAGUCGAGCUAAUAUCAUUCACGGCCAAAGUCUUUAGAUGUUUAGGGAGACGGUUUUCGAUAAGAAAGGCAAACUCGACGGCAGCCUGGAACGUGGCGUCUUCUGGAGGGGAUAUUUCGAUCUGAGAAACACGGUGGCCUGAGCCAUGGGGGCGUUUUUGGACAAGCCCAAAACGGAGAAGCACAAUGCUCACGGAGAGGGAAACGGCCUGCGUUUUGGCCUGAGCAGUAUGCAGGGAUGGAGAGUUGAGAUGGAAGAUGCACACACUGCAGCCUUGGGCCUGCCGCACGGUCUGGACGACUGGUCCUUCUUUGCGGUCUACGACGGCCACGCCGGCUCCCGCGUCGCUAACUACUGCUCCAAGCAUCUGUUGGAACACAUCGUCGCCGUGGGGUCGGCAGAUGAACUGCGGAAGGCCGGAGCUCCAGCGCCUGAGACGCCGGCCAUAGAUGCGGUGAAGGGAGGAAUCCGUGCCGGCUUCUUGAGGAUCGACGAGCACAUGCGCAGCUUCACAGACCUGCGGAAUGGGAUGGACCGCAGCGGCUCCACCACGGUCGCUGUGCUGCUCUCUCCCGAACACCUGUAUUUCAUCAACUGUGGGGAUUCGCGUGCCCUUCUCUGUCGCAACGCUCACGUCUGCUUCUCUACACUGGACCAUAAACCCUGCGACCCAAGGGAGAAGGAACGCAUUCAAAAUGCAGGUGGCUCGGUGAUGAUCCAGAGGGUCAAUGGGUCGCUGGCUGUUUCUCGUGCACUAGGUGAUUAUGACUACAAGUGUGUUGAGGGCAAGGGCCCCACAGAGCAGCUUGUGUCGCCAGAGCCGGAAAUAUUCGAGAUCGCCCGGUCAGACGCGGAGGAUGAGUUUGUGGUGCUGGCGUGUGAUGGUAUCUGGGAUGUGAUGAGCAACGAGGAGCUGUGUGCCUUUGUGCGAUCGAGGCUGGAGGUGACAGAUGACCUGGAGAGAGUUUGCAACGAGGUGGUAGAUACAUGUCUACACAAGGGAAGUCGAGAUAACAUGAGUAUUGUAUUAGUCUGUUUGCCAAAUGCACCCCAGGUGUCAGAGGAGGCGGUGAAUAAAGACGCAGAGUUGGACAAGUACCUUGAGUCACGCAUGGAGGAGCUCAUAGAGAAAGCAGGGGAAGAAGGCGUGCCUGAGCUGGCACAUGUCAUGAGCAGCCUUUCCCAAGAGAAUAUCACUAACCUCCCACCAGGGGGCGGCCUUGCCAGCAAGCAUAGUGUUAUUGAAGCAGCGUACAAACGGUUGAUCCCCCAAAGAGAAGAGGACGGUGGGUUCCCAAACUUUUCAGCCCGCGAUCCCCAAAAUAACAGUGCCAGGGACUCAUGUCCCCCACUAUUCUCGGAGCCCACCUGUUUCAUUUGAGUGCUGCUGACCUUGAGGACCCCUGGUAGUCGUCCCUGGUAGAACCCUUCUUCUCUACACAGACAUCAGUCGUGUUCCUUUUUCCAGCAAAACCAAGAGAUUCAACGGACAGUCUUUCAAGAGUCACAACACAAUGGAAACCGUUCAACCAAAAGCAUUACAAACACUUUUUUUCCAAUAGAAGAGGGAAAGAUCCAGUUUGAAAAAACUCAACUAAUUGACAAAAUACACAUCAUACAAUAAAAAACAGUUUUCUUA
Messenger RNA from Triplophysa rosa, 1925 nucleotides. RefSeq names its product protein phosphatase, Mg2+/Mn2+ dependent, 1Ba (gene ppm1ba). Gene Ontology annotation, cellular component: nucleus; cytosol. NCBI's taxonomy places the organism in Eukaryota, Metazoa, Chordata, Actinopteri, Cypriniformes, Nemacheilidae. Bases 432 to 1667 code for a protein of 411 amino acids. Gene Ontology annotation, biological process: negative regulation of canonical NF-kappaB signal transduction; positive regulation of canonical NF-kappaB signal transduction; protein dephosphorylation. The record is from RefSeq and is a predicted model, not a curated record. The transcript has 8 exons. Gene Ontology annotation, molecular function: magnesium ion binding; protein serine/threonine phosphatase activity; manganese ion binding.